Molecule: messenger RNA, 6411 nt
Organism: Orbicella faveolata
Lineage: Eukaryota; Metazoa; Cnidaria; Anthozoa; Scleractinia; Merulinidae
Product: pleckstrin homology domain-containing family G member 5-like
Biological process (GO): endothelial cell migration; Rho protein signal transduction
Cellular component (GO): axon; endocytic vesicle; plasma membrane
Molecular function (GO): guanyl-nucleotide exchange factor activity
Source: RefSeq, a predicted model, not a curated record
UCGUAAACUACCACACAAUAGAAAUCUCGAGCUCAUAAUCUAAUUGCUUAAUAGAGACAAGCCAGUUUGUGGUGGUCAAAUACAUGUAACAAUAUUUUAAUAAUUUAUGUGAGGCUAUAUUAUGACAUUACAUGUAAGGUCAAGUAGGUUCACUUCAGCUGAGAUUGGCUCAAAACUAAAAAUUAACCAAUAUGUCACACAUCUUGAUGUAGCUAAUAUAUAUUUUUAACCCUCUCAACCGAAAACUAAAAUAGAAUACUGGUAUAUUACUCUUGGGUCACACUGUGGAUGGUUUCUUUUCUUUCUUUUUUUUUUUAAAUAAUAAAUUUCCACUUUGUGUCCAUGUUUAAUGUUCAGUACCAUUUGAAAGAUAUUGAUUUGUGAAGUUUGUACAUCAUGCCAGUGAGACUGACAUGCACAUCAAAAGAAUAUCCCUCACUUGAAAGUUGAUUUAAUAUUUAGUUACACUGUACAUGAUUGUAUAAUAUUAUUCCUGUCACCUUUCUGUUCAAAUGUGUAUUGAAAAAAAUUGCUGUAACUCAGAGAUUGGUUUAUAUCUUAGUAAUCCUCCUUGGGAAUAGAUUAUUUACCAUGUACACUUAUAUUAAAAUUAGCAGAAGAAAACAGAAAGAGCAAAUUGCAAUUUCCUGGAUCAAUAUAAAAGAGGAAUAGUAUAUUGUUUCCCAAUUUAAAUCACAACUUCCAGCUCAUAAAUGGAAAUUGUUCCUCAUAUUAUUUUUAUCUCAUUAUUUAUUAUCACUAUUUUGUUUGUGGUUGGAAUAAGUCUUAUCAGGGGACAUUAAGAAUUAGGUGAGAUUAAUUAGGUUAUUCCGGUUUCCUGUCUGAUUUAUUUUAUUAGCAUUUUUUAUAUUGACUCAUGUGGUGUUUUAGAGCAAUGGGUAUGCACUAAGCUAAAUUUGGAGUUUUUCCUCAACUUACUGUACAUGUUAGUAGUUAUUACUUGUUAGAAGAUCAAUUAUGUCACUUAUAUUUACUUGCUAGUAAUUAUCUCUCCUUUAUGUUAGUGUGGUUUUUUCUGACUUUAAACAAACAUGUUGUACCUUUUCCUGAUUAUUGAUUGAUGUAAAGAACUUUGAAUAUUAUACGAAAUAAUGUGUCCUCUUUAUUUAACAGAGAAGCUGGCAGCAUUUUGGGCUAUAUUGGUUUUCAUCUAGGUUCUAUAAUUUCCUCUGCCAUAUUUGGUAACCUAGAUGUCUAUCAAAGAGUCAUUUAAAACGAUGUAGUUGUUGAUGUCUAAUGUGAUUAUUUUUCAACAGAGAUAAAAAGAAUCGAGGCUAUUCUUCUGGGAAGCGUAUGUUCAAGUUGAGUGCUGCAGCUAAAAAGAAGCCUCGAAGACACAAUACUGAAGAUCCUGGGAGGGAGUUUUUUAGUAUCAAAUUUUUUGACAAUAGAAGUGGAGAAUUCCAUGUGGACGUGGUACCUGCAUUGAAGGGAAAGUCUCUAAGGGACUCUUUAGAACCUCUUUUUGAGGCCCAAGAUAUUUCAUUCACCACCCACUCUGUGUUCUUGGAUUCCUCAAAUACACCUCUACCUUUAGCUUUUGACACUUUUCCGCUGGGAGGAAAUGUUCUGCAUGUAAGAGCCAAUGAAGAUUUCAAAGUUGACGAGAGGGUGAUAAAUAUUGUCAGAGAUUCGUAUGCUGAAGACAAGGGUAAUGCUGAUGAGCCUCGGCCAAAAAGUUCUUCCUUCAUGGCACGGUCUGGCUCAUUCACAACAAAGGGUAAAGACAAGGGCAUGGUGAAGAGUAACGAUGAAAAGGAGAAAGAAAACUCUAAAGAUGAAAGAAUACUUCAACAGUUCAAUAAGAAUACACAGAAGGGGAAAAAGAACAUGGAGUCUUUGUUUGGCAAAGAGUUUGGAGGCACCAUGCCACCAUCGCUUUCGAGUCCAGUUCUUCCUGGUGGAGUUCAUCCAAGUGCAACUGGGACUUUGCCGCGACCCAAGUCGGCCAGCAGUCGUCUAACAGGGCUGUUCAACCAACCCAAAACUAUCAAGGGAACUCUGAAGGACUCUUUAGAGCGUUAUUCCCUGUAUGGCCUGGAGGACACUACUGCUGACUAUGAUUGUGGCUUUAAGAAUGAGAUUCAAGAUCAGAUCAAACUUGAAUCUUCAUGGACAGAACUUGUCGACCAAAGCCGUAUUGAGGCAAUGACGAAGAAAGAGAAGGACCAGCAGGAAGCCAUCUGGGAGCUGUUAUCAACAGAAGCAGCAUACAUCUCAAAACUUUAUGUUAUCAAAAAACUGUUUCUCCAGUGCCUGCGAAAUUUACAAAGUGAAGGAUUUUUAGCAGAGAUUGAAGCGUUCAAGCUUUUCAGUAAUGUGGAAGAAAUUUAUGAAGUCAAUUUUGAAUUUUGGACGGAGUAUCUCAGCAAGGCCGUUGAAAAUGCAAGACAAACAAAGGAUCCUGUGAAUCCAUCAGAAAUGGAAGCAGGAUUCAACAUGUUUGAAACUCAGUUUGAUCCUUACACCACUUACUGCAUGGAAGAAGCGAACUGCUUGAAAUACUUCAAAGAAAAACUUAUUGAGAGUGAAGACUUUAAAGCAUACAUCACAUGGUGUGAAGAGCACAGGUCUUGCACUGAUCGACUGAAGUUGAAUGAUUUGCUGGUGAAGCCCAUGCAAAGAGUUACAAAAUAUCCCCUGCUACUGAAGGCUAUUUACAACAAAACGUUGGAUGACGAUAUGAAAGAACCUAUCAAUAGAAUGCGAGACAAAGUGGAAGCUUUUGUGAGCAAAGUAAAUGGUGCCAUGAGAGUGCGGCAUGAGUUGGAGAAACUCAAGACCACGGCUGAUAGGAUUCACAACAAUUACAAUGUUGUGGAAGCUGUAAAUGAGGAGAUGGAAAAGAUUCUCCAAGAUUACUGUUCAUACGACUUAAUGCGACCAAUGCCUGGUUUGACUGAUGAUCAGCAUCGUACUGUUAUCCAUAACGGGCCUCUGAGGCUGCUUGAAAAGCAGGGAAAGACGGAUGUCUACGUCUUUUUAUUUACUGAUUUACUUCUUAUAACCAAAGCAAAGAAAGGCGAUAAGUUUAAAGUCAUCAAACCGCCUCUCCAAGUAGACAAGCUUUUUCUUAGCAACUCUAAGGACCAAGGAACUUUCUUGCUUAUUUAUGUGAAUGAGUACAACAUUGCUGUACAAGCAUUUGCCCUCCAGGGAUCUGUGGCUGAUCAGAAAGAGUGGAUGGAUGCAAUUAAAAAAGCCCAGAAAUUGUUAAUGAUAGCCAAGUUAGGACAAGGUUCGUCUAACAUGAUACAAAUGCAACGCACAAGCGAUAGUGACCUGGUGAGUCCCUCAGGUCUGGUCACGCCAUUGGGAAAUUCUCCAUCAUUUUCACGGCCGAAACGUCGCAGCUCCUCGGCAUCAUCAAUUAUGUCAGUCGAAUCAGACUCAGAUGAUGAGUCUAGUUUCCCAACUUUAAAUCCUCGUGUGCGCUCCGACUCUGCGGUGACCUCUGCAAGCAGCACACAUUCAUCAGAGAUUAGAGGUAAAGAUGGUGAGACUGAGGAGAAAGAUGCUGCUGCUAGGCAGCCACAGGCAGAACUGUACAUAGAUGAAGAACCAGCACUACUUGGUGCAAUGGCAAGGCCACGGUCUGAAUCAAUUGGGAAGAUCUCACGUUCUUCUUCUGCACCACAGAAGGAAAGACCACGAGUUGUUGAUUCUAGUUCGUUAUCACGUUCCUCGUCAGCCCCUCAAGGGCCUACACCAGGACGGAUGUCAAGUCUGAGAGAAGGUAUUAUUAUGAAGAGGAGAGCUGCUGAAGAGCAGGAUGGUUCCGUAACAUCGUCUUCUGCGUCAUUAAAUGACUCCGUUGGUGAUUCAGAGAUUCAGUCACCAGUACCAACUUCAUCUGUUGAUUUCCCAUCUUUGCCUUCACCAGAACCACAACAAACAACGGAUGACAGAAAUGAACCACAAUCUCCAAAUAAAGAACAUAACUCUGAAAUAGAAUCAUCUUCUCUUCUCACAGAAGGGGACACACCACCAUCAUCACCUGAAAAAGAAGUUUCACCUUGUGUGUCUAACAAUGAGUAUGAUGCUUGUGAUCCUGUAAGUGAACAAGAAGAGAACUCUUUUGAGGAACCACAGGGUUCUGAAGAUGAUUCAUCAUCCACGACAGACCUUCUCAUUUCACAGCCAGGCCAGACAACAGGAGUUCAAGCCCUACAGAAUUUGUCAGACUCACUUGAAUCAACGCUCAAAAGUAAUGGACCCACAAAACAAACACCACAUAUAAAAUCUCAACUUAUUGCACAGCACAAGAUUCAGUCAGCCAUAACUCCAACAGAACCACAGCGCAAACGUUCCACUUUACCGAGGAGAUCUUCUCCAGUCGUGUCACGAAAGUCACGACCUGAGAAUUUAAAAAGAAGCCAAGAGAAAUCAGAUCAUGAUCUCAACGGGAUUUUACAGAAAAUUCGGGAUGCGUCAGCUGCAUCAGGUGGUGUGACCUCUGACGGAACGUCCUCUGGCAAUCAAGAACGUAACUGUAGAUUGGGAAAACUCAGCAAACGGAGCUCAGAGAAUUCCAGAGCUCCUCUUAAGCCAGAUAAAUCACAUUAUUCUGUGAGUGGAGAUCUCAUAGACUCGAUUUCAAAGACGGAGAACAAAAAGGAGAGACAUACCCCAAUGUUGAAUUCUCGAAAAAAGAGCAUGUCACUGACAGAUCUUUUGAGCAUAGGCAGAGACCUUACAAAUAAUCGCGACAAAAAUAAGGAUAAAGAAAUGGACAAGGAUAGGCCACGUCCUCACAGUUCUGAACCAAUAAGUCCACUGACUGAUGAAGAUGUUACAUCGCCAACCUCACCACAAGGCAGUAAAAAAGAGGAAAAGAAAUCUCGAUUCAGUAGACUUAGACGGAAGUCAAGUAGAGGAGGUGAACUGAAGGAUGGAAUUGCAUCUGGUCCUGAUAUUGAUCCAAAAAGAGCCUCAAGACAUUUCUUUAAGGAAUCGCUUAUGCUGGAAUCUUCGUAGAAGUUCUAGCCCAGAAAUGUGUCGAAGUUUGCAGACGGCAGAGAAUAUGUAUAAAGGUCACUGCAGCAGGGUCAGCCCAAAGAACUAAUUUAAUGAAUUUUACAAGGACAAUAUACUAUGAGGCUAUAGGUCUUAAGAAAUGUAAAUCACUUUCUAUUGUUUUAAACAACGUUCUUGCUUAGUAGACAUCUUAAAGUGCUUUUAUUAUUUUAGAAACAAUCUUGUUUGUUCAAAGGGCAAGGGCAAAUUCAGAUUCAAAUUGAGUGUGCUUAAGUGUCAAUUACUGUUUUGUGAUGUGUAAGGAUUGAAGUCUAGCUGGACAGGAAUGGUUGAAUAACCCAUUGGGGUUGAUAGAUCAGGCUUGAAGAAGGCAUACAUGGGCGUUGGAUGAAUUCCCAGAUGGUCUUAUACUUGUCUUGUUGAGGGUAUCGUGUGAAGGUAGCUGGUCACAUAGUGAAGGGUGUUGGUUAGAGGAAAAUGGAAGUAAACGUUGUUUGCUCUGCAGCUAGACUGGGUCGUGGGAUUCUUUCCCAAUUGGUCUUGUCCCUGUCUGGUUGAGGGCAUGGCGUGAAGGAAGCGGGUUAUACGGUGAAGGGCGUGGUUGGGAGGAAAAUGGGUGUACACGUAGUUUGCUCUGUAGUUAGGCUGAGUCGUGGUAUGAUUUCCCAAUUGGUUUUGUCCCUGUCUGGCGAAAGGCAUGGCGUGAAGGAAAAGAGGUACAUGUGAAAGGUGUGGCGUAGAGGAAUAUGGGUGUAAUCGUAGUUUGCUCUGCAGCUAGACUGAGUCGUGGGAUCUAUUCCCAAUUGGUCUUGUCCCUGUCUAGUGAAGAGCAUGGCGUGAAGGAAAAGGGUAUCAAGGGUGUGACUUCAGUUGUGAGAUCUAUUCCCAAUUAAUCUUGUCCCUGUCCAGUGAAGAGAAUGGUGUGAAGGAAAAGAUGUUUCAAUUCCUGUCAAAUAAGAAUGAAUGUAAAAUCCAGCUGGGAAUAUAACCUCAAAACAACAUAGUUUGAAGGCGAAUGGUUUUAGUUUUUUAUCUGCUUGAAUUGGGAAUCUGUCUGCCGAAGAUGCCCUUUGAACGUCAAGGUCAUUUCAUUUGAAAUUUUUAGAAGCAAUUAGCUUUUUUAAGUUCUCGUUUGAGCAAUUCGAGUUUACUUUUUUUAUCCUUUUCAUAUUUGAAACAAAACUGUUUUUUAAACAAAUCUUUUCUCAUAGUAUGGCAGAGUGAAAAUCUUACGCGUUUCAAUUGAAUGUAAAGGUUGUUGUAAAUACUGAAUUGUACAUUUCUAGCCUUUUAGCUCGUAUGGUUGAAUUUUAUAGUGAAUGGCAAUUUGUGGUAGGGGAUGGUUUUUUUCAUUGUAUUUAUUGAAUUUUUUUUUAAAUAUAAAUACAAAUCCGAAGCGAGUGCACAAAAUGA